AUGACCGAGAUCCUGUCUCGCCGCCUUUUUUUUCUUUCUUUCCUUCCUUCGUCGUUACUUUUCACGUCCCUAGAGAGACGGCUACCCGAGAUUGACUUUUCUCUGAUGAGGGCGCGAUUGCGCGACGUUGCUUCUGCGCUGCACCGCUGCCCCGAGAAGACGGUUCCGAGCUCCAAUGACAGCACCCAGUACGGAUGCACGCGCCCUUGUGAUGAUGGCAAAGACGUUUGCUUCGCCACCACCCUGCAGAACAAAGGCCGGGGGAACAUGUACGCCAAUCUCCUUGGGUCCUCGUCCUCCUCCUCGCCAUCGUGGUAUGCACAUACACGCACCAAUGAUGCACGGCCUAAUGCGGGGGCUCGCGUGUAG
Cryphonectria parasitica EP155 is the source of this 369-nucleotide messenger RNA. RefSeq lists its product as uncharacterized. The record is from RefSeq and is a predicted model, not a curated record. The transcript is spliced from 2 exons. The coding region runs from base 1 to 369 and encodes 122 amino acids. Lineage: Eukaryota; Fungi; Ascomycota; Sordariomycetes; Diaporthales; Cryphonectriaceae.